AUGGCCUCCUCACUAGAUCGCCAGCAGCUCGGGCCGCAAAUGUCGGCACCAAACAGACACGCCAACCAUCCUGAUCGUUACGACCAUCCACCCAUGCCACACCACCUCGCCCAAGAUCCCUACCAGAAUGGCCCAGCAGGCUACCCGCCCGGCCCGUCCUAUCCUUCCCGCGUCGAUCCUGGUCGUCCACCCGUGGGUAUGCACCACCAUCGCCCUCCUUCGCCUCCUCCGAUGUCUCAUCGCGAUCCCCGUGCGGGCAUGGGUCCGCCGGGUCCUAACGGCCCUCCUCCUCCGCCGCCCGGCAUGAUGGGCAUGCCACCAGACGACCGUUACGCCAUGCCACCUUACCACCGUCCCAGCCCAGGCCCGCACCCGCCUUCUCCGUCUUGGCAGAAUCAGCAGCUUUACCAGGGUCCUCCACCACCGGGCGCUUCGUCACUACCGCCUCACCUCCAUCAGCCUGCGUACAACAAUGUGCCGCCUCAGCACCGCGGCUCGCCGCACAUGGCUCCUCACAUGCCCUUGCCGCCGCCUCACCACGCUGCUGGCCCUCCACUGCCUGCUCACAACGUCGCAGGUGGCCCUGCCAGCGCCAUUUCUGAAUCUCACGCCAAGCAUCUCGCCUCGCCCGCCUCGGCCAGCCGCAAAUCGCCCAAACCGGCGGGCAAGAGCAACCGCAAGGAGAAAAAGGAAAAGGAUGCCGCAGCUGCGGCUGGAGGCUCAGCCGUCAUGGCCAAAAAUGCAAGCUCAGAGACUGCGGUCUCCAAGCGCGGUGCUGCCAAGGCCGAAAAAGCGGCUGCGGCUGCUGCUGCAGCCGCCGCUGCAGCUGCCAAUGCACCCAACGCCGGUUCUGCUGCUACGGCAGCGUCCCAGGCCGCCCACGACGCCAAUGCACCUGCUGCCACCGAAAGCAAGAAGGACAAGAAGCGCAAGGAAGUCAUCGAUCGCAUCCACCGCAUCCACUUUGAAACCAUCGAGAACCGCGAGAAUUUAUACCAAGAGCUCUACCACGCGCUGACCUCGUCCUACGCCACGCUACUUUCCAACCCGGCCCGGUCAAGACACUACACGCUCGAGCUCACGCGACUCACUCUGCAGCGCGAUGCGGCGUUGCGCGAGACUGCUUUGCUGCAUGCGCACCAGCUCGAAUCGGCGCGACUUGCCUACGAAAACGAAAAGCACAAGGUGGACGAAGAAGCUCGACUGGCCAAGCGUGGUGCGCGCGAAAAGCUGCUCGCCGUCGUCGAAGCCACCAAGAAGCGGCUGCAAGAGGAAAAGGAAGGAGGCGACGUGGCGGUGGACGCCUUCUUUGAUAGUGCGCAGCGUCCGCACACUACGCGCAAACUGCGCAACAAGGCAUCCGGAAAACGUGGAGCAGCGGGUGGCGCUGCAGCCAAUGACGAUGAAAGCGAUGCUCCUGGAUCUGCUGCGCGUGGCGCCAACGGUCACAGUGGGGUGUCGGGACUGGGCAUCGCCAGCGGGCUGCAAGAGCUCAUUGCGCUUUCUGGCUUUGGACGCGACGAGGUGGGUGGUGGUGGACGUCUGGCACUCAGCUCGACACUUGAUCUCGGUGGGCUCGGCUUGACGUUUGGUGGUGGCGGCGAUCUGCUCUCGGGAGCGGGAAUGGGCGAUAGCAGCUACAUGGGUGGUGGUGGUCGCAAUCUCAGUGUCAUAGGCGGUGCCAACGGGACCAUCGGCGGCGUCAAGGGCAGCAGCAAGAAGAAAGGUGCUUCCAAGGCGGCGGCUGCCGCUGCCGCUGCCGCUUCUGCCGCUGCUGCUCGUGAAGCCUCUGCCACGGGCGGUGACGAUGACGAGUCCAACAGCAGAGUCGCCGCCGCCGCCGCCGCCGCCGCCGCAGCAGCAGCAGCUGCAGCAGCAGUAGUGACGACGUCGGGAGGCAGGUUGCGGUGGGAUGCGGGUAAAUCGCUCAACCAGCUGACGCCAGCUAAGGACUUUGAGAUCGAGUCGGACCUGAUCAACAUCCGCAAGACCAACGGCAAGCGUGCUCGACGCAAGUGA
Sporisorium graminicola is the source of this 2019-nucleotide messenger RNA. RefSeq lists its product as uncharacterized. Gene Ontology annotation, biological process: negative regulation of transcription by RNA polymerase II. Gene Ontology annotation, cellular component: Sin3-type complex. Gene Ontology annotation, molecular function: histone deacetylase binding. The transcript has 2 exons. The record is from RefSeq and is a predicted model, not a curated record. Lineage: Eukaryota; Fungi; Basidiomycota; Ustilaginomycetes; Ustilaginales; Ustilaginaceae. Bases 1 to 2019 code for a protein of 672 amino acids.